GGUCGCCGAGCAACGCGCCCUCUCUAUGGUCCCGCGGGCGGCAUGUGGCGGCUGCUGCUGGGCCGCGGCGGCCUCGCGCGCUGCUUGCUGUCGCCCACCCGCCCCGCGGCCGCCGCCGCCUCCGAUUCUGCCGACGGCCGCGGCUCCGCGCGGUGCUGCUGUGCGCCCGAGUGUCAGCACGGCCGGGCCCGCGAUGGCCGAGAGCGUGAGGGACGGCGGCAGCCGCUGCCCGGCCUGGUGCCGCGCUGCUCCGUGCUGGAUGCGGUCACCUGGGGGGCACUGGCCGCGCUCCUGCUGCAGCUGGUCAGGCAGAUCUCCUGGCUGCGAUCGCUGCCGGAUGCCAGGAGGGAGCCCAAGCCUCCCUGGUUGCCCUCGCUGCCCGCACAGCACACAGUGGUGCCUGAUGCCUCAGCCGGCCUUCCCUGUGCCCAGCUGGGGCCCUGCUUCCUGCAGAAAGCAGAGGUUGUACCAGAGAAUUCAUCCUCAGGCAUCCCCUUGGGGUCAGGAGAGAGCCAGCCCUGGGUGGAAGAAGGGGAGUUCCCAGUCCCUCAGUGCUCCAGCCUGAGGCCAGUUCCGCACAGUACAAAGGAAAACCCAGCUCAGCGAGAGCAUUUGGAGGAAGCUGCUUUUCAGUUGCAGCAUAUUUUCCGGGUUGAUAUUUCUAUUGCAUUCAAUAUCCUUGGGAUUGAAAGUAUGAGAGCAGGCCACUACCAGAUAGGCUAUACCUGCUUCAAACUGGCAGCAGAUCGAGGCUACAGCAAAGCCCAGUUCAAUGUGGGUCUAUGUUAUGAGCAUGGCAGAGGCACAGAAAAAGACUUGGAAAAGGCAGCUUUUUAUUACUACCUUGCAGCCAGCAGCUGUCACCCCAUGGCACAGUACCGCUACGCUAGAUGCCUCUUAUGCCACAGUCCUGAAAGUGAAUGGCACAGGCUUCAGAAGGCAGUGACUUUCCUGGAGCAAGCAGCAGUGGCUGGACUUACAGAGGCACAGGCUUAUCUCGGAGUGUUCUACAUGAGGGGGCUACAACCUAAGGAAAAGAGAGGUCUCAAGUACCUAUUGCUGGCAGCAAAGAAUGGCGAUGCCCAAAGCAGAUACCACGUAGGCGUUUGCUAUGAGAAGGGCCUUGGAGUGCAACAGAACCUGGCAGAAGCGAUGAGACACUAUCGACAGUCAGCUGCUGCGGGGAACAGGAACGCUCAGGAGAGGCUGCGAGUGAUAGAAGAGGAGAUGGAAGAUGUGCAAAGAAAGCACCCGUUCUCUUUCGGAAUGAGAACCUCUUCCUCCAGCCCCUGUUUCUGGGCCACCGAGCGCAUGCCUGCAGGUCUCCAUACCUUCCAGCCAAGGCAACAUGCCCUCACCCUGCCCCACUCCUGGAGUGCAGACAGACUGUACACGAUGACACUCGGCAGCGCAGAAUGGAGUCAUGCCCUAGGAAACAGGGCGAGUCCGCUGGAGCUGCAGGGUUUGGAGCCCCACCACUGCGGUUACUAGAGCAGCUGCUGCCACACUGCCUACAGAACAGGAGCAUUGUCAUCCAGUCCAAGGCUCUUCCCACGUGCUGACAGCUGCCGCAGAAGCCCCGAGCCUGUUUCGUUGUGCACUUGGACCUUCUGGGACAGAAUCAUUUCAAAGAGGGUGCUCAUUUCUGAGAGGAAGGUGCUGGCCAGUCUUGUCCCAGCAGCGUUUGAGUCAGACCCAGUGCCUUUCCCGAAGGUCUCAAAGGUCCGUGGUUUCUCCUGCCUCGCAGCUUCCUCAUCCUGCGGUGAAUGCAGGGAGCCAGGGGAGAAGACGUUGUCCUUGUAAUUACCAGUGGGUGGCAGGGAGAGCCGUGCCACCCAUGCUGGGUCGGCCGUCAGCCUCUUGAGGGCCAGCUCUGGAGGGAGUGAAAGCAAGAACUGGUGGUGAGACGUGAGACAGAGGAGACCGAAGGAGAAAAGAUGAGAAACGAGGAGACUUCCUGAGAUGAAAUCUUGGAAGACUGACUGUAAGCAAAUCUAGAGAUAAGCUACCAGCAGCAUCAUUCAAACUGACAGCUUGAAAAACAAACGAGAAUUGGUUUGAAAUUCCUAUGUUUUGUUUUGCUUUGAAUAACCAUUAGGAUUAUUUUGCAUUCCCAUUUGUUGCGGUUUCUAGUGGCACUUCAAUAAAUGCAAAGCCAAAGAAAGUGAAGGUUUAGGACUAAAGGGGAUACAACAACGGAAAGCUUCCAAAGGGGAAAUGUCAAACAGAAGAAGGUCACUGGUGGACUUCCUUUACAGGUCACGCUCAAGUAGGGAUUUGCUGCUGAGUAGUCAGGUUGAGACCGAGAAGAAAUGGGUUAUUGCAAAAACAGUAAUAACAGAAGUGGAAUGAAAUUCUGGAUUAUGAAAUGCACAGCUGGGUGGUUGAGGACUAGUAGCAAAAUAUUGAGCUAUAAAGUAGUUGUUCAUCAAUUGGAAACAGAUGAGGAGCAGUGGGAGCCCAGUGUGGGCGUUGGCUGCGGGCUCGUUAAUGUACCAGUAAUGUGAUUCUGCCCUGAAAUGGGCAAAUGAAAUCAUACAAUGUGUUGGUCAAGGUAUUCCCUGUUGGCAUAAAGACAUAUCCGUGGCAUUGUUAUUAGGUCUGGCAAAACCUGAUUAGGAGUAUUACAUACAAAUCUGAUUAUCCGUCCCUAAGAAAGAGGAUCUAAAAGACAGAAGCAGAGGAAUACUGUUGAGAUGAAACAAGAGCAAGCCUGAGCUUACAAGAUGGAGACCCCAGAGAUGGGGUUGCUCAGCCUGAGGAAGCAAAUGCUCACCAGGGAUCUGACUGCAACCUGCCAUUAUUUUGAUGAGUUAAGCACCAACAAAGGAAAUCUCUAUGCUUAAAAUAGUGUUGGCAAAAGAAGAAAUGAUUAAAAGUGUCUGUGAAUAAACAUAUACUGGAAUUUCAAGGAAGGACCUCAUAGCAGAGCAAGCCUGGAAUAUCUUCCUCACCAAGCAGCAGGAAAGGAAACGGAUUCUUAUUUUUAAGGUAGAGCUUUGCAGUUGAUAAACAGGCUGAUGUGGUACACAAAAGCUGCUCUCCAACCCCGCUCUGAUCCGUUUCCUAAGCAGAACCUAGAACCGCUGGAAGCUGUGAAGGGACAGACAGGUUUGUGAAACACCUUGAGUCUGAGAGCAGCAAAACAACUGGUGUCUUGUAACAAAAAUGUGAAACGCCACAACAGCCUCAGUCAGAGGGCAAGAGUUGGUGUCAGUAUAAGAAUUAUGCCUCUUUCACUGACUUACAAAGUGAGCUCAGAAAGGAGGGUCCCCAUUCUCAUGCGCUUGUGCUGUUUCUAGAAGAUAAUGACCUGCUGGAGCCUGAGACAGCCUCAAAGGCAAGUCUCCUUCCUCAGCCAGCUAAGUAGUUACCCUUUUUCUCUGAGACAGAAUUGUGCCUCAGUGUGCCUGGGGUGAGGGGGAGCUGGGAUUCAAAACUUGGUCAGAGGAGGAAGGCAGAUGCAUUACUUACAUUUUGUUUCAGUGGAAACCUCAAAAUUCUGUCAUGUUGCUUAACUUUGAAGCUUUUUUUCUGCAAUCCCAGCAUUUUCUUUUCAUCACAGUGACUGUUCCCUAAGAGCUCUCCCAAGCAUGCUGAAGCCCCAUGCAUUUGCUUUAAAAUAGCCACAGCUCUGUCCUCAGUCUGUGCAACCGCUGUGCUCACAGAGUACUAUGAUGCUUCAGCUCUGGAGCAGAGCAGUCUGCUUACUGCAGGGAGAGCUGAGACUCAGUGGGCUGAUUGUUCUGGCCCCUGCGACCGUGAAAUCUUACAAUUAGAUAUGUUGAAUUUGACUGAUAACCUUACUGCCUUAUUUUAACAGUGUUGUGUUUUAUAAUCAAUAAAGAUGUAUCUCUUGCCAGC
Numida meleagris (helmeted guineafowl) is the source of this 3864-nucleotide messenger RNA. RefSeq names its product KIAA0141 ortholog (gene DELE1). Gene Ontology annotation, molecular function: protein binding. Bases 43 to 1491 code for a protein of 482 amino acids. The transcript is spliced from 12 exons. The record is from RefSeq and is a predicted model, not a curated record. Lineage: Eukaryota; Metazoa; Chordata; Aves; Galliformes; Numididae.